Pseudoliparis swirei is the source of this 477-nucleotide messenger RNA. RefSeq names its product NADH:ubiquinone oxidoreductase subunit A5 (gene ndufa5). The transcript is spliced from 5 exons. Bases 35 to 385 code for a protein of 116 amino acids. Gene Ontology annotation, biological process: respiratory electron transport chain. The record is from RefSeq and is a predicted model, not a curated record. Lineage: Eukaryota; Metazoa; Chordata; Actinopteri; Perciformes; Liparidae.
CAGUGGCCGGAAAUCGUCCUGACCGCAGAAAGCAAUGGCCGGGCUGCUGAAAAAGACGACCGGCCUGGUGGGCCUGGCGGUGUCCCACAGUCCGCACGAGCAUCUGAGUAUUCUGUACUCCAAGAUCUUGGCGUCGCUGGAGGGCAUGCCGCGGGACGCCGCCUACAGGAAGUACACGGAGCAGCUGAUCAGCGAGAGGUUCGACCACGUCAAAGCGGAGGCCGAUGUUGAGAAGUUGGAGAAGAAGUUAAAUGGUGGGCAGAUUGAAGAAGUGAUUCUUCAGGCGGAGUGUGAGCUGACUCUGUCUAGGAAGAUGGCAGAGUGGAAACCAUGGGAGCCCCUGAUAGAAGAGCCUCCUCCCAACCAAUGGAAAUGGCCCAUAUGAAUACCUGCUCAUGGCAGACUGUCUGUGAGAUCCAAACCGCUGCUUCUUGUACAAAUCUUUGUCCUAGACGAAUAAAAAAGGCAUACAAACAA